Molecule: messenger RNA, 3870 nt
Organism: Halichondria panicea
Lineage: Eukaryota; Metazoa; Porifera; Demospongiae; Suberitida; Halichondriidae
Product: protein NLRC5-like
Exons: 3
Coding region: 2183-3643 (486 amino acids)
Molecular function (GO): protein binding
Source: RefSeq, a predicted model, not a curated record
UUUCCUUUGAAAAACCAGCGCGGUAGCGCCGGGAAAUUUUAGCCACGCCCACUUCCGGUGCCACACUUUCUUGAUUGGGGCACACCUACUCUGGUUACACCUACUGCUCAUUGUUUGUAAUGACUUUUUUUACAUGUUUGUGAGAAGCUAGCUAGACUGUCUAGCUAGUCUAGCUAGCUAUAGACAUUCUAAAAGGCAGGUGUCAAUUGUGUAUUGCUAGUCUAGCUGAGCACCAUUACAUUUACCUGAGAGGUUUCAUGUGGCUGAGAUUGUUCUAAACUUGUCCUUCCUGAAUAUCGAAUAAAGUUGUGAGUCUGAGAAUACUGGAGCAUGCAGGAUUGAUACUAGAACUUAGGUCUUGGUCUUCUUUGUUUGAGGUAGCUAGCUAGCUAGCUGAGACAAAGCUAGCCAAAGUGAAACGAUUCACGGUGCUACAUGAUUUGCAGCCACGUGCAUGAAAAGAUGGGCAGGGCUGCUUGAUUUCAAUUAUUGGGGAGCCCUGCCCAAUUUUCUCAGCAGCUCCUGGGGGGGUUUCUGGGCAACCAGGAAACAAUGGUAGCUACGCCCCUGGGAAGAGAGGAUAGAAAAGACUCCUGCUGACAUUUUCAACACAGUCUUUGGUGGGUGUGGUAAAUGCAAAGAAAAGUGGGCGUAAGCUUAUCUCUAUUUGGCAUCUGAGAUACACCCACUUUUCUUUGCAAGUCAACACCCAAUUUAAUUUAGAUUUUCAGACUCAGAGAGCUGCAAGGCACAGAUUUAUUUGCUGGAAUGGCCACUAAAGAGCAGAACCAAGAGCUCACAAUUGACGAUCUGAAGACAGAAAUGAAACUGACUGAUGAGCAGCUCAAUACAGCAAUAAAGGAACCAGAUCUACCUGAGUUAGCAGCAUGUUUCGAUAACACUGAUGAUUAUCUUGAAAAGCUGGAGCUAUCACCUGGACAGAAAACUGACGUAAGCGAAGUGAAGGCUAAAACACGUCUAAACCGCACUCAAGCCGGAAUGAAACUUGCCCUAGAAUACUGGCAGAACAAGAACCAACUACAAGCCACCUUCCAAGCUCUGCUACUCAUCAUACUCUCUCUGCUCAAUGGAGACGUUGCUGUUCGAGUGUGCAAGUACUUGUCUGACAAAUACUCCACCACCUCGUGUCCCCCCUCCCGAGAGAGGGUCCUGCUGAACCACAAGCUGUCCUUGUACAGGGACUACCUACAAAGUCGCUACAGAACACAAGUAUCCACAUCAGCCACACAAUGGCCUCCCAUCCCAACAAACAAAGUCUUCAAGCUGGCCAUGAUUCAGAAGGAGGAAAUUCAGAGAGGAAAAAUCAAUGAUGAAUUUUUUAGACUAUCAAUCACAGGAAAAAUCGACGAUAUUUUACUUCAAAAGACUCCAGUUAACUUGAUAAAUAUUUUCUCAGAGAUUAGAAAUAGACGAAACUUUGUGUUGAUUGAAGGAGCUCCAGGCUCUGGCAAAAGCACCCUUGCUCUACACAUCUGUCAGGAGUGGGCAAAAGGAAAACUGUUCCAAGAAUUCGAUAUUGCAAUCCUCGUGAGACUGAGAGAUCCCUCGUUAGAGAAGCAAAGAAAAUUGCUGACAUACUUCCCUGCAUUGAUACGGCCGUGGUUAAUGAGACAGAGGCAGUAAAAAAAUCACUGUAUGGCAAAGGUGUACUGUGGGUGCUAGACGGAUGGGACGAGCUUCCUUCUGACCUCCCUAGAGACUCCAUCAUCAACAAACUAAUCCGACCAGAUAUGUCACGAGAAAGUCCGCUACACGAAUCCGCCUUGAUUGUAACAUCUCGACCGUCAUCCUCGGCUGAGCUCCACCCACUAGUCUCGUCCAGGGUGGAGGUGUUGGGGUUCACUCCACAAAAACUAGAACAGUAUUUCACUGAGUGUUUGAAAGGUGACUCACAAGCUGUGCAGACUCUACUAGAAAGAAUUCGAGAGAACCCAGUGGUAUAGAAGGUAGCUGCUACCUCCCCCUCAAUGCGUCCAUUGUCGUUAAUUGCUUCCUUUCUGAUAACCACUCACUCCCAACAUCCAACCACGGGAUAUUCACAUCUGUUGUCCAGAGCACUCUCAAGAGAUACCUCCAGGAUAGGUUGGGGAAAACCACUUCAGUGGGAGACAUCACAUUUCCAGACUCACUGCCCUCAGAAAUCAAAACACCGUCCGUACAAAUGUGUCAACUUGCAUAUUAUGGGAUUGAAAAAGACAAAGUGACAUUUACUGACAAUGAUUUGGCCGAUCUUCGCAUUGCGAAGGAGAUUUCAAAAGUUGGAUUAUUACAAACUGUUCCCAGUAUCAUUAGCGAUGGUCAUCUGGUUUACUACUGCUUUCUCCACCUGUCUAUCCAAGAGUUACUAGCAGCAAUCCACAUCUCUCUCAUGUCUUCCCAGAGACAAAUUUCUGUAUUCCAGAAGCUGUUUGGUAAUCCUCGAUUCAGCGCAGUCUUCCAGUUUUAUGCUGGUGUCACCAAACUGAGAACUAGAAGACCAAUCCUCAGCAAGCUACCUCGAUUCUUGUGUCCAGUUCCAACAUCUGUUUUUGAUCUGGUCAGAAAGGUUGUCAAAAGUGAGAAUAAGAUAAAUGAUAAUGAUAUUUAUGUUAAGCCAAAACCUCUCUUGUUGUCCCUCAUCAAUUGUUUGUACGAAGCUGAAGACUCAUCACUUUGUGUGUUUAUGGCCACACUUCUUAAUCAUGAUCUAGAUCUUAAUUUCACUACAAUGAAUCCUAUUGACUGCCUCUCUGUUGGAUAUUUCGCAUCAGUUUGUUCCAACACCAGUAAUGGAUUCACACUUAGCCUCGAAAAUUGCUGUAUUGGUGACCAAGGCUGUAAAUUUCUGGCCCGAGGACUUUCCAAGUGUCCCUUCGAGAUUAGUCUUAAUCUUCAUUAUAAUGAUAUUCAUGAAGAUGGGAUACACCACAUCGCUGAGGUGAUCAAGAACACUAGUUCAAUAUCUUUGUCUUAUAAUGCCAUUGGCAAUAGUGGGCUUAGCACACUCUGUGAGGCCUUGUCAACUAAUAAAUCAUUGAAGUAUCUCAAUCUCUCCAACUGCUCACUAUCUCUCAACAAUCACGGAGCACUCCCUCGACUACUGAGCACAAACACUACUCUUAAAGACCUUUAUUUGUCACACAAUAUUAUUGGUAACACUGAACUGAGGUAUAUCUGUGAGGCCUUGUCAACUAACACAUCAUUAAAGAGACUGCACCUGACCAAUUGUUCACUAACAAUAUCAGAGGACAAUGGAGCUGCCCUCUAUCAACUUCUGAGUGCCCUCGAAUUUCUUUAUUUGUCUUAUAACACAGUGACUAGCUAUCGUCACAUUGCUGCUGGACUUGCAGUCAAUAAGACUCUGAAAACAUUGAACUUGAGUCGCUGUAAUCUGACUGAUCAGAGUAUCGAGGAGCUAUCAACUGGACUGAUUAACAAGAUUAAAACACUGUACAUUGAAGGUAAUGACUCAAUAACAGAAGAUGGAAUGAAGACACUUGCCAGACAUCUAACCACCCACUGCCCUGAACUGACACGAUUGUGGAUACCUUAUCACCUAAGAUCCUGUAUCGAGAUAGUAUUCAGGGACGCUAACAAAGAGAGAAAGAGAAAUGAACUGCCUGAGAUUUACGUGGCAAUCUGAUAUCGACCAUGAUUUUACUUGAUUUUAUUCUGCCAUAAUUAUUCAAUGACAAUUUAAAUUCUAUGUUGGCAUAUUACACAACCAUUACCUAAAACAAAUUAAAGGUUGUUAUAAUGCCGGGAUAGCACAACAGCAAUACUGUAUGUACAUUUUCAGUGAAUACAAUAAUAAUUAUAAUAAUAAUUAUUGUUGAUUAUAAUUAUCAUGUUUACAUAAAUACCGCAAUC